AUGUCCGGCGGAUCGUCCACCGCGAACGCGGCGCACGACGCCAUGCGUGCGGCAAUCGGCGAGAUGGAUGCCUCGAGAGGCUUCGACGCCGUGGUCGUGUGCACGUCGAACGCGGCGCAGGAGGCGUACUGGCAACGGCGAUUGGAACUCACGCGCGGCCAAGCCGCGAAGGAAGGAGCGACGAUCGUGUGCGUGCACGAAGAUUGGGCGAAGGAUGGUGCGGGGAACGGAUUGGGGACGCUGUACGCGUACGAAAAGGCGCGCGCGAAGGCGCGAGAGACGGGUCGCGGCGACCUGGACGAGAUCUUGGCGAACGGUGGGACGAUCGGUAUGUAUCACACCGCUGGGAAAGGUACGAGGUUGGCACCGCUUCCGGGAAGCGAAAAUAAUAAUAAGCCCGGGGUAAAGCUUCCGAGCCUCGUCACCGUGGACGGCGGCAAGGAAAACUUGACCAUCCUUGAAGCAGUCAUUCGGCAGACGGGUAGGUACGCCUCCGAGCGCGCCGGACGGUGCAGUGUGUUCUGGGGCGAUCAAAUCUUCGUUCCCGCCGCGGGUCAUGGAGCCAGUGGCAAGCAUCACGCGGACAUCCUGGCGUUCAUGGGCCCGAUGCCUACGGCAGAGGAGUGGCGCGAGCGAGGGUUGGAAAAGUACGGCUUGAUCGCCGUGAACGAGGCGAACGAGGCGACGCAGGUGGAGAAGGUGAGUUACGAUACUGCGGCGGAAUUAUUGAAGUCGUUCGGCUCCGUCGCCGGUGUCGGUCCGUCCCUCGGCUCGUUCUCACUCUCUGCGCCGUUGCUUAGCGGCUUGCUCGAAGAGUUCAAAAUUGAAAUCGCAGGUAAGACAGCGAAGUUCGAUAGCGAUCCGCACUUCUGGAUGCCCUUGACGCUCAGUAAGGAUGCUUACGUGAAGGUUAUGUCGACCAAGGGCGAAGCCGAGGAACAAUCGUCAUCGCAUCACGAUCGCAUGCAGGCGUUCCGGGCGAAGCUUUUGGCCGCACACCCAGACAAGGGCAUGUUUGGCGCCAUAAACGUCGGCGAGGGCUCGUAUUGGUGGGACUACGGCUUGCUCGCCCUGUAUAUGAAGAACAACUUAUUGGCGCUCGGCGAUAGUGAAGAGGCCAAGUCGCUGCGUUUGUAUCUCGGCAUCCCCGAGGGUGCGAGACGUGUCGACGCGCAGCUCGGCGCCACCAAGGUGGAUGAGUCCACCGUCGUGCUCGCUUCGAAGAUCGACGCCGGUCACGUCGCCUCAUCCGUGGUCUCUCACGUUCGCACGAAGAACGCUGAUAUUUCCAAUUCACUGCUCGUGAACGUUACAGCGAAGAACAUUCGUGCACACAACUGCGUGGUGUACAACGUUGUGGACGAAUCCGAUGAGGGACUCAUCUUGCCUGAUGGCGCUGUCUUCACCAAUGUCUUCAUCCCAGCGAAAGGCUCGGACGAUAAGCACACUAAACUUGUCAUGAGUUCCACGACCGCCACGUGCGGGGGCAAGGUAUUCAAGUCCAAGCUCUCCCAAAAUCCCUACUCGUUCAACCAGGUGUAUGAGCUCAACGCCGACACGGACGUCGAGCGCGCGUACGCUGCUGCGAAGGCGGCGCACACCGAGGCCGCAGCCAAGCACUAA
Molecule: messenger RNA, 1623 nt
Organism: Ostreococcus tauri
Lineage: Eukaryota; Viridiplantae; Chlorophyta; Mamiellophyceae; Mamiellales; Bathycoccaceae
Product: unnamed product
Exons: 1
Coding region: 1-1623 (540 amino acids)
Source: RefSeq, a predicted model, not a curated record